UCUCCAGCAAAAACUCUUAAAGUAGUAUUACUUGUCUUUUCAUUUUCUACUCAGCUGUAUAGAAAGGGUAAUGUACUGCUGGAUUCCUUAUAUCAGUACAACCCUAGCUCCUCCUCUUUUAGGAGUUGCCUCUACCAUUAUUAAAGAAAGCAAUACAGCACCUACUGGGCAUGCUCUUUAGAAGUAAGCUUCCUUAAAAAGGAGCUAGUUUUCUUUCAUUUCUCUUCUUUUCUUCAUGUCUCAGAUAAAAGCUUAUGCUAUAUUUCAGUCUGUAACCAGAUACAGGAGACAAACUUUCCCAGAAGUUCCUGAUGUUAUCAGCAGUAUAAGGCAAGCCUCCAAAGCAGCCCUGAAGGAGGAUGCCAAGUCCAGUAAAGAUAGUGAAGAAGCCUUUUACAACUCCCAAAAAUUUGAGGUUUUGUAUUGUGGAAAGGUGACAGUGGCUCACAAGAAAGCCCCCUCCACCCUAAUUGAUGACUGCAUUGAGAAAUUCAGUCUUCAUGAGCGCCAGCGCCUGAAGCUGUUGAGUGAGCAGCGGAGUACAGAUUCCAGUUUGGAGUUAACCUUGGGUGAAGGAGACUUGCCCACUUCUCCAACAGAUAGUCCAUUUGAGGAGCUAGAUGGCACCAAUGCCUCCCCUGGGAUGUUUACAAUUGGUAGCCAGACCAAUCUGGCCAGCCUGGCGGGCACUCGAGGCUCCUUUCCUGAGCGAAUUUUGGAAGAUUCAGGCUUUGAUGAACAGCAGGAGUUCCGCUCCCGGUGUAGCAGUGUCACUGCAAUUAUGCAAAAGCGGGUUCAUGAUACCAACCUGAAAAUACAGCCUCGAAGGAGACAUGCAAGCGCACCCAGUCAUGUUCAGCCCUCAGAUUCUGAGAAGAACAGAACAAUGUUGUUUCAGGUUGGACGAUUUGAAAUUAACCUAAUCAGCCCAGAUACCAAAUCUGUUGUCCUUGAAAAGAAUUUUAAAGAUAUCUCCUCAUGUUCUCAGGGUAUAAAACAUGUUGAUCAUUUUGGCUUCAUUUGUCGCGAAUCUAUUGAACCUGGGCUAAGCCAGUAUGUCUGCUAUGUGUUCCAGUGUGCAAGUGAGUCUUUGGUCGAUGAGAUAAUGCUUACCCUGAAACAAGCCUUUAGCACUGCUGCAGCUCUACAGAAUGCCAAGACUCAGAUUAAACUCUGUGAGGCCUGUCCUAUGCACUCCUUACAUAAACUCUGUGAAAGAAUCGAAGGUCUUUACCCACCGAGAGCCAAACUUGUCAUUCAGAGACACCUGUCAUCACUUACUGAUAAUGAACAAGCAGACAUUUUUGAACGUGUUCAGAAAAUGAAGCCUACCAAUGACCAGGAAGAAAAUGAGCUUGUCAUCUUGCAUCUGCGGCAGCUGUGUGAAGCUAAACAGAAGACGCACAUUCAUAUUGGGGAAGCACCAUUGAACAUUUCUGGCAGUGCAAUUCCAGAAAACACUGCUAGUGGUGGCAGAUUUAAACUUGACAUUCUGAAAAACAAAGCCAAGAAAUCCUUGACUAGCUCCCUGGAAAAUAUCUUCUCGAGGGGAGCUAACAGAAUGCGAGGCCGUCUGGGAAGUAUGGAUAGCUUUGAACGGUGCAAUAGCAUUGCUUCUGACAAGGACUGUUCUCCUGGUGAUUCACCUCCUGCCACUCCUCCAGCUUCCCCGGUGUCUUCAGGCUGGCAGCCAUUUCCCGAGGAGGACUUGGAUUCUCCCCAGUUCAGAAGGCGUGCACACACGUUCAGCCACCCACCAUCCAGUGCCAAGAGGCGGAUUGCUUUCCAGGAUGGAAGAUCCCAGAGCGUUAAGUCCCCUCUUCUGAGACAGAAUUCUACCGAGCCCAGUGGUGAAGGGGAGGGAAGGAAAAGGACUUCAUCUGUGUGCAGCAAUGACUCUCUAAAUGCCGCCGGGGUCACUCUCACCCCCCGCCGCAUCUCCUGGCGGCAGCGGAUCUUCCUGCGGGUAGCCUCACCAAUGAACAAAUCUCCUGCCAAGAUGCAACACCCAGAUGGCCGUGAGGGGAAUGAAUUGUUACCACUGUCUCCUCUUGCUCCACCCUUGGAAGAGGAUCCUCUUGCUCCUGUGCUGCAAAAUGAGGAUAUCCCAGAUAAGGCUGGAGAGAGGAAAAAUUCAGAAGAGCUGCAGAGUCUGUGGAGAAAAGCCAUCCAUCAGCAAAUCCUGUUGCUUCGAAUGGAAAAAGAAAACCAGAAGCUGGAAGAAGCAAGCAGAGAUGAACUCCAAUCAAGGAAAGUAAAACUGGACUAUGAAGAAGUUGGUACUUGUCAGAAAGAUGUCGUAAAUAUCUGGGAUAAAAAGUUACUAAACUGCAGAGCCAAAAUCAGAUGCGAUAUGGAAGAUAUUCAUGCCACUCUUAAAGAAGGUGUACCAAAGAGCCGCCGAGGAGAAAUCUGGCAAUUCCUAGCUGUACAGCACCGUGUAAGACACAGACUCCCAAGCAAACAACAACCUCCAGACAUCUCCUACAAAGAGCUCCUGAAACAACUGACUGCUCAGCAGCAUGCUAUUCUUGUAGAUUUAGGAAGGACGUUCCCCACACAUCCUUACUUUUCUGCCCAGUUGGGAGCAGGACAGCUGUCACUCUUUAAUCUUCUGAAAGCUUAUUCUUUGCUGGACAAGGAAGUAGGUUAUUGCCAGGGUAUCAGCUUUGUGGCUGGAGUACUGCUUCUGCACAUGAGUGAAGAGCAAGCCUUUGAAAUGCUGAAGUUCCUCAUGUAUGACCUGGGCUUCCGUAAACAGUACAGGCCAGACAUGAUGUCACUACAGAUUCAGAUGUAUCAGCUGUCAAGACUUCUCCAUGAUUAUCACAGAGACCUGUACAAUCAUCUUGAAGAGAAUGAAAUCAGCCCCAGUCUGUAUGCUGCACCCUGGUUUCUUACCUUGUUUGCUUCUCAGUUUCCAUUAGGAUUCGUAGCCAGAGUAUUUGACAUUAUUUUUCUUCAAGGAACAGAAGUCAUAUUUAAAGUAGCACUGAGUCUACUAAGCAGCCAGGAAGCACUUAUAAUGGGAUGUGAGACCUUUGAGAAUAUUGUUGAUUUCCUUAAAAUCACUAUCCCAGACAUGACUCAGUCUCAAAUGGAAAAGAUUAUUACCCAGGUUUUUGAGAUGGAUAUUUCCAAGCAGCUUCAUGCUUAUGAAGUAGAGUACCAUGUACUACAGGAUGAGCUACAAGAAGGUGCAAAUCCUUGUGAUGAUGGUGAACCUCUAGAAAAACUGGAGAGGGCAAACAGUCAGCUAAAGAGACAGAACAUGGACUUAUUGGAGAAGUUACAGGUAGCUCAUGCUAAAAUUCAGAGUCUGGAAUCCAACCUAGAAAAUAUCUUGACUCGAGAGAACAAAAUGAAGAGCUUAAUCCAGUCCUUGGAACAGGAGAAGAUUGCUUAUCAAAAUACUCUUGAGCAAAUAACUAAAUAUCUGCCAGCAGAAGCACUGUCUGACUGUGAACUGCUUCUCAAGGAAGUAAGCUGUAACCCAGACAAUUGAACAAAGCAAGGAAAUAAGCCAUAAAUAAGUUGUGGGCAGCAUAAUUUCACAUACUUAAGGGAAAGAAAACCAGCGUGCUGCUUUAGGAGGACUCGGAAAGCAAUAGGUAAUGGUGUCACCCAAAACUGAUAUUGGGACACUGAAUAGCAGCAAGUGGGCCUUUUAGAUCUCAGUAUGCAAAUCCAGGCUAUUAAAAAUAGUUGUUUGGUUUUUUUAAAUGCUUGUGUAAAUAAAUCACAAUGGGAGAAUAUAUUUCUCAAACUUAAUUAUGACAAGUAGAUGUAUAUUUAGAGUUGAUUUAAAGGUCAGAACAUCACUAAAAGCAAAGGGGGUGGUAAAUUAAAACUAGAUGCACACGCUCUCCAUUUUUUCUUUUUUGGUCUGGUAGUGAAAUGAGGGUAUUGUCACACUAUAUAAAAUAUUAGAGAGAGAGAGAGAAUAAUACUUGAAAAAAUGAAUGUAUUUUCCUCCAAAGAACAGCAUGUUUCACAUGUUUUGUGGAAAAUCUAUGUAAAAUUCAUGUGUGCCUGUCAUUCAUUUUACUGACUGUGUGUGGGUGUGUGAGAGAACAAAGGAUGACUGUCGCUAUGAGGUUCUUAGAGGGAGAAUUAUGCCAUACACUGCCUGGAAUGUGCCAAUCAGCAAGUUGCUUCCACAUGCAUGUUGCAACAAAGAUAAGCAUCAUGUCACAGCUAAGUGUAAGUAAUUCCAAAUCGGUCACAAGAUCCCAAAGUAGCUUACCUUGCUUCUUCCCUCUUUCGCACUAAGUUUGGUAGUAGUUGAAGGAAGAAAAUGAAGAUCCAGAGUAGUCUCCAUUUGGACUUCUUUGUUUCCUGCAAGUGACUUGCGGUGGUCGCAUGUUUAAAACUUAUAUGGGGAUUUCAAGUCACCAGAGGAACCUUUUAAGAAAUCUUUUAAAAAAACCUGUGUUUUGGAAGGUCUGUGAACUCUUUGAUAAUUUUGGGGAAUAAGCGCUAACCAUUUUCAGGGACUUCACUCUGUAAAAGGAUAGGGAGAGGAAUUGUCACUUUAAAAUCCACCCCCCCCUCCCAAAUACUUUGAACAAAAAGGUACAUAAUAUUUGUCUGAAAUACAGGUUUGAAAGGUGAUACUGAAGUAUAAAUACAACUUAAUUGUUUUUCAGGCUAUUUUUGCAUUAUCGCCACUUGGCAAUCAUUUUUAAUGCAUCAUAAGCAGAUCUGUCCUAGACAGAAGAAGCUAUGUCCCAGUCAAUUCUUUCAGGCAAAGUUUAGUUGCAUCUGUCAAUGGGCAGUAAAUUAGAUGCCUACAGAUUUGAUAAAGUUAUUUUUGAUCAGUGUAAUCUUCAAGAAGACUUGUUUGGAUGUAGUAGACAUGUAUUUUGUAUAUGCACAUCUCACUUGUUACUUGAGUGUUACAGUGGAUUGUAUUAUCUUACCAGGUAUGUGAUUUCCACCCCCGCCCAAGAAAUUCUGGUCCAUCUUUUUUUAUAUAUAUAAAAGGAAAUUGAGCAAAUUCAGCCCAAGUGUCUUUAUGUAU
Gavialis gangeticus (Gharial) is the source of this 5023-nucleotide messenger RNA. It is a transcript of the gene TBC1D4, whose product is annotated as TBC1 domain family member 4. The transcript has 20 exons. Lineage: Eukaryota; Metazoa; Chordata; Crocodylia; Gavialidae. The record is from RefSeq and is a predicted model, not a curated record. The coding region runs from base 236 to 3505 and encodes 1089 amino acids.